GCGCCCGUCCAGCCCCAGCCCAGCCGCCUCGAGCACGCGAAGAGGCACGCCCUCGGCCUGGCGGACCGGCUGCUGCGCCCCGACGCCGGCCGUCCAGGGAGGCCGCGGCGGCGGAAGCCGCGGCGCAAGAGGAAGCACGGCAGCUGCGCCGCGGCGGAUCGGCUGGCGGGCGGGGGUUCGCCGGUGCUCCUGGAGGACUCUAGCGACGAAGGGCCCCAGGUGCUCCUGGGGGACUCCGACAGCGAGGUCGAAGCGCCGACUCAGACAACGCUCACGUGGUGA
Prorocentrum cordatum is the source of this 282-nucleotide messenger RNA. The record is from the annotation of a GenBank genome assembly. Lineage: Eukaryota; Dinophyceae; Prorocentrales; Prorocentraceae.